Molecule: messenger RNA, 1925 nt
Organism: Microdochium trichocladiopsis
Lineage: Eukaryota; Fungi; Ascomycota; Sordariomycetes; Xylariales; Microdochiaceae
Product: acetolactate synthase I/II/III large subunit
Exons: 2
Coding region: 1-1851 (616 amino acids)
Biological process (GO): L-valine biosynthetic process
Cellular component (GO): acetolactate synthase complex; mitochondrion
Molecular function (GO): acetolactate synthase activity; flavin adenine dinucleotide binding; thiamine pyrophosphate binding
Source: RefSeq, a predicted model, not a curated record
AUGCCACCCUUUGAGCUCAAGCAUCCAAAAGGGCGAGAGCUUGUUGGAGGGGACCUAGUGGCUCAGACACUGGCCCACUUAGGGGUAACGGUGGCCUUUGGAUUACACGGCGGCCACCUGGACUCUUUCCUUACUGGAUGCGCAUUCGUAGGAAUCAAACUUGUUGACACCAGGCACGAGACAGCGGCAGUUCAGGCGGCCGAGGGCUAUGCCAAGGUCAGCGGCAAGACAGGACUUGCAUUCGUCACGGCCAACAGCGGCUUUGCCAAUGGCUACCCCGGCCUUGCCACAGCGCUUGCUGAUCGCUCUCCCAUCUUUGUGGUGACGUCGUCUCCUCCGUUGCGCGACGCCGAGACCAACGCACUGCAAGGCUUCCACGACCAAGUCGUCCUCGCCAGGCCCGUGACCAAGUUUGCCCACCGGGCGACUGUCGUUGAGGAGCUUCCUCGUCUCGUUUCGCACGCUUGGAGAAUCGCAAGCGCUGGUGCUCCUGGCCCAGUGCUGAUCGACUUUCCUGUCGACAUUCUCUUCACUCCACCACGAUUUAAUGCCAUCUCCUGGGGCUCUCUGGACCGCCAGAUCUCUUCAAGGCCAGGACCUGCUCCGGCGUCAGUCGACGAACUGGCAAGGCUCUGGAAGGCGGCAAAGAGACCAGUAUUCAUUACGGGCACGGGCGCUGCGGACACGGGACGCAUCGGGGCAUCGCAACCGAUCCUGCUCCAGCUGGCAGAAGCCACCCAGACCCCAAUCUUCUGGUCGUCCAAGUUCUCGCUCGCCAUUCCUCACAAUCACCCCCUCCGCGGCGGGCCAGCCACCGGGCUCGCAUAUCUGCCAUACAUCCAGCAAGAGCGCCCUGACUUGCUCAUUCUCCUUGGGGCUCGCACGGGAUUCCUUCUUGGGGGCCGGAACGGCGCAAUUAUCCCGCACAAGGACUGCACACUGGUGCAGGUGGACGUCGAUGGUGGCGAGAUUGGAAGGACGCUUCCCGUGGAUCUCGGUAUUGUAUCUGAUGUGUCAGAGUUUGUGAACACGAUGGCCAAAAAGGUUGCCUUGGACGCCGCCUUCACCACCAGUCGCGACCGGGAUUGGAUCAAGAUGACUUCCUCACUCAAAGGCCUCAUACACCGCCGAUACGGCUCUGACCCCAAGCAAGGGUGUCCAGAUGACACGGGCGACCGGAUGCACCCCUACCACGGCAUCAAGGCUGUCUUUGAGGUAGUUGCAGACCACGAGCCAAUCGUUAUCGGCGACGGCGGUGAGUGCGGCGUCUGGGCCGGUGAUCUGAUUGAGUGUGCAAAACCAGCUCACUUUCUGGCCGCCACGGGAUACUUGGGCUUUCUGGGCAAUGGCUGGGGCUACUCACUCGGCGCAGCAGUCGCACACCCAGACAAGCUCAUUGUGAAUGUGCAAGGCGAUGGCAGUGCCGGGUUCCACAUCGCCGAGCUGGACACGUACGCUCGGCACAGACUGAAGAUCUUGACGGUCGUCGUCAACAAUUACCGCUGGGGCAUGUCAAUUGCUGGCCAGGAUAUCCUGUAUGGCGAGUCCACUCCUGGCCGCCUCCUCAGCUCCUUGUCUCCCGUGUGCAGGUUUGACAAGGUCGCCGAGGGAUUCGGCGGACUUGGCGUGCGCAUUGACAAGGCCGAUGAGGUACAGGCGGCCGUCAAACAGAUAGUUGAAGACAUGGCGGCGAACAACGACUUCACGCCUGGCCUGGUCAACCUGAUUGUGGACACAGAUCCCGUUACCGAAACAACGAAGAGCAUGGUUGGCAUGCCCGCACCGGGUAGGGAGAAGGAGGUCGUUGUUGUGCCGUACUAUGACAAUAUUCCCCGAGCUCGUUAUGAUUAGCGAAUGAUGCCACCCGCUGGUUAGAAGAACCCCUCGGUCUUUGCGGACAUCAUGUCAAAUUUGAUAUCCAUUGC